Molecule: messenger RNA, 1428 nt
Organism: Salmo salar (Atlantic salmon)
Lineage: Eukaryota; Metazoa; Chordata; Actinopteri; Salmoniformes; Salmonidae
Gene: rhof
Product: ras homolog family member F
Biological process (GO): small GTPase-mediated signal transduction
Molecular function (GO): GTP binding; GTPase activity
Source: RefSeq, a predicted model, not a curated record
GUGAUGUUAUGGGAUAGGCCAGAUGACUACAGAGUGGGAAGGUGAGAGAGCACUGCUGUUGACUAUUGUGUGACAGGUCUUACCACAGAGACUCUUCCGGUGAACAAAUUGAUGCGGGUGAGAAGUGUUUGGACAGGAACAAGAAGUGGUGAGCAGAGGGAAAGACCUGGUUAAGAUGAGCCUGAACUUUGUUUCUGCCUUUUUCACUCACUUAUUCUUCUCACUUAGCCAAGCUGAGUUUCUUUAAAUUAACUUAUCGUGCAACACUGACAUGUGUUUGGACUCUGUUUGGAGGAACUGACGUUACCCUGACUUCUGUCUGACGGCGACCUGUUGGACCGUACAGAAGAGAUAUGACACAGAAUGGUACUAUGACAAGCAAUGGCACCGCUAAGAAGGGAGAAGAACUCAAAAUUGUUAUUGUGGGUGAUGGGGGUUGUGGGAAAACAUCCCUUCUAAUGGUCUAUGCCAAAGGAGACUUUCCAGAGAAGUAUGCUCCGUCUGUGUUUGAGAAAUAUGUCACCACAGUCAAGUUUGGAGGGAAAGAGAUUCGACUAAACCUCUAUGACACAGCUGGCCAAGAUGACUACGAUCGUUUGAGGCCACUCUCCUAUCAGAAUGCCAACCUGGUGUUAGUCUGUUAUGACGUAACCAACCCCACCAGUUUUGAAAAUGUCUUAAUCAAAUGGUACCCGGAAGUGAACCACUUCUGUCGCGAUGUUCCUGUCAUUCUGAUUGGCUGUAAGACUGACCUGAGAAAGGAUAAGGAACGUACCAGGAGGCUCAAAGCCAUGGACCAGGCUCCCAUUACUUACAUACAGGGUGAGGACACCAGGCGGCACAUGAGUGCUGAGCUUUAUCUGGAGUGUUCAGCCAAAUAUCGUGAAAACGUGGAGGACAUUUUCAGAGAGGCCACUAAAAAAGCCCUGGCAUCCAGCCGCAGAGCAAAACACCGUACGAGGAAGAGGCAUUGUGUCGUCCUGUGACCUCUUAGUGAAAGGACAGAGGCUUGAAGUCAAUUGACACAACAGGACACCCUGUCCCCUGGUCUUACAUGUAAAAUCUACACCAUCUGCUGCUUGUCUAUUAUAAACAACUGCUUGCCACAUCCUGGGUCAUCCUAAUUCAAUUUCAUCAAGUGCCUGUCUAGAGACACCAUCCCCAGCCAACUCAUGCCCUUGGGAUCUGGACAAUGAUAUUCAACACUGAACUAAUGUCUGCUUGGGUCGAGAUGGUAAUCCUGCUAGUUCUGUGGGCGCAAGGUCUAUCCUGGGAUUCCAGAGUGGUUUUGUCUCCACGUUAGGCCAAAGUAUAAGUGGGAAUAUGAUAGAAGUAGAUCGAGAUUGUGUAUCAUAGAAUUUUAAAUAUCCUUUUUAUCAGUUACUGAAUUGAUAUUUUUACUUUUAUAAAUAAUUUGUUGUACCCAUU